Messenger RNA from Recurvomyces mirabilis, 228 nucleotides. RefSeq lists its product as uncharacterized. The coding region runs from base 1 to 228 and encodes 75 amino acids. Gene Ontology annotation, biological process: gamma-tubulin complex localization; mitotic spindle assembly; microtubule nucleation by interphase microtubule organizing center. Lineage: Eukaryota; Fungi; Ascomycota; Dothideomycetes; Mycosphaerellales; Teratosphaeriaceae. The record is from RefSeq and is a predicted model, not a curated record. Gene Ontology annotation, cellular component: mitotic spindle pole body; interphase microtubule organizing center; spindle. The transcript is spliced from 4 exons.
AUGCCUGCAGCCGAUGACUCUAAGCGCAAAGCCGCGCGAGAGACAAUCGACAUCUUGCACGAGAUUUCAACAUUGUUGAACACGCAGCUUGACCGCCAGUCACUAUCAUACUGUGUCUCGUUGAUCGAGAACGGUGUGAACCCGGAGGCGCUUGCCAGCGUUAUUAAGGAGCUCCGAACACACAACGAGCGAUAUGAGGCGGAACGAGGAGCUACAGUAAUGCAGUAA